This is a messenger RNA of Anastrepha ludens (Mexican fruit fly), 758 nucleotides long. RefSeq lists its product as uncharacterized. The coding region runs from base 187 to 702 and encodes 171 amino acids. The record is from RefSeq and is a predicted model, not a curated record. The transcript is spliced from 2 exons. NCBI's taxonomy places the organism in Eukaryota, Metazoa, Arthropoda, Insecta, Diptera, Tephritidae.
CGCAGCGCAGCUAUUUUUAUUCAGCACAACCAUUUCAUACAAUUCAGGGUGAGAGAGACUCACUCGCCUCUGCGUUAGUAAUUGAAUUUCCUGCACCAUUUAGUGGCGCUUCGUGUCUCGUGUCGGAAGUCGGCAAAACCCAUUGGUAGCUACGUACUUCGUCAAUAAAAUAAUUCAACGUGUAAAAUGGAACAAAAGCAAUUAAAUUGUCUACGCAUUUCUUUUGCUGUUUUAAGUUUCCUUUUGUAUUUAAAAGCUGCAACUGCAGCAGUGCCGACAGCCGUCAAGCUGAGGCAACGAACUCAUGCGUUUGCAACGUGGAACGCGAAACUCCAGCCACCGCACGAACUGCGCCGGUCGCCUUCAAACGCUUUAUUAACACCCAUCGACCAGCUGGCUGAGUCUCCAUUGCGCCAUACUCAUAAGCGUCUCACGCGUGCCGCUAACGAUGGUGAAGAUGGUGUUGAUUACGAUAAUUACGAUUACAAUGGCGGCAUUCUACCCUGGAACGAGCAACAGCUCGAGGUUUCAAAUGAGGUUGAAGGCGGUGUGGAUUUUCAAUGGAUCAGCGAUAGUUUUGGACCAAUGUGGGAAUCUUUGAUUGAAUUGCUGAAGCAAGUCAUUAAUGCUGUGUGGCAAUUUUUCACGGCAGACGAGAAUGAUGAUGAAGGAGGUGAUGAGAAUGGGGAUGAAACUAUGUAGCGAAUAGCAGCUAUGUAUGCACGUAGGUGCCGCUAUUCGCAAGCUAAUGACCCUGG